CAGAGUGUCUUCCAGUUUUUAGUCUUGCGAUCUCGGACACGGUCGCCGAUGCUAAUCGUCCAGUCCUAAACAUUUCCGAUCGCAGCCCAAUCAUCGGAUGUCUACGGCUGCGCCAUCCUUACAAGCUUUUCAAGGUGCUCUCUGUUGGUGUGUAACGUUAGCUGAGGAGGAAGUCGAGUCGAAUGGAUAAAGUCAAAGAGAAAGCUGACUCUCUGCCAAUUCCUACGUGGGCAUGGGGAGCGAUUGGUGCAUCCGUUCUAGUGCUUGUUGUUGUCUUUACUUGCUGUUGCUGUUGCUGUUGCAAAUGGAAGAGGAAGUCAAAGAAAGACAAGACAACCAAACGGCUUCCUAAACAGCAAGUCGACUUGAAAGCUUUCAAGAGAGAAAUGUUGGAGUCGACGGCUCAACAAGUUCAGCCGUUGCCUGAAACAUUUCCCACUAGAAAAUCGACAACUUUUCCUCGUGUGACGUCGUCUACUUCUCGUUAUGAGUUUGGUAGGAGAGGAUCUGCACUCAGUUGUAGUCCUGUAGACACUUCACAUAGAUCAUUAUCAAAACAACUUUCGUUGGACGUUCAAAUGUACAGUGAUGAUGGCAGCAGUGUGGAUGGUAAAGCUAGUGGAGUCAACGAAUCUCCAGUUGGAAAAAUCCGAUUUUCUGUCGACUAUGAUUUUACACUGAGAGAUCUACGCGUUGGUGUUAUCGAAUGUAAAGACCUGGCCGCCAAAGAUUUUGGUGGUUCAUCUGAUCCUUACGUUAAGGUGUAUGUUCUUCCAAACAAGAGACUUAAACAUCAAACAAAAGUACAUAAGAAGACUUUGAAUCCUCAUUUCAAUGAGACGUUUGUGUUUCAUGAUAUUGAGUUUAAGUCGAUACGAGAUCGCUCGGUGUACUUUGAAGUCAUCGAUUUUGAUCAAUUUUCUAAGCAUGACAUGAUUGGUGUGUUUGAUCUUCCUCUGGAAAACGUUGACCUUGCCAGAACGACAGAAAUGUGGGAAGACCUGAAGCCACCAGGAAAGAAGUUGAGUUCAGAUUUAGGAGAGAUCUUGUUUGCAUUGUGUUACCUUCCAACUGCUGGUCGACUGAAUGUUGUCAUUAUGAAGGCUCGAAAUCUCAAAGCUAUGGACAUCACAGGGAAAUCAGAUCCAUAUGCCAAGGUGUCAAUCUUAAUCGAUGGCAAACGUGUGAAAAAGAAAAAAACUGUUGUGAGGAAAAACACGCUGAGUCCUGUUUGGAAUGAGUCCUUCCAGUUUGACUUACCCACAGACAAAGUGAACAACGCAGUUGCCGUGAUUAGUGUUAUUGACUAUGAUGCACUCAGUCGUAACGAUGGUAUUGGUCAAGUGGAGGUAGGGUCUGCAUGCAAGGCAUUAGGAGGUCAGCACUGGCGUGACAUGUUGUCAUCACCACGACGACAGAUUGCUCAGUGGCAUUCCUUGGUGGCUUACACUGGUUUUCGUCAAAAGUAGUAAAGACACGCAUGUUAGAUUUGAGUAGCUUAAUUAAUUACAACUGAAAAUAUUGUGAUUAUAUAGAAUAAGUCGGUUUUGGAUAAGAUUGAAAAUAGAAAUGUUUGAUUGUGUUUGCA
Molecule: messenger RNA, 1588 nt
Organism: Corticium candelabrum
Lineage: Eukaryota; Metazoa; Porifera; Homoscleromorpha; Homosclerophorida; Plakinidae
Product: synaptotagmin-5-like
Exons: 5
Coding region: 183-1469 (428 amino acids)
Biological process (GO): regulation of calcium ion-dependent exocytosis; cellular response to calcium ion; calcium-ion regulated exocytosis
Cellular component (GO): exocytic vesicle; plasma membrane
Molecular function (GO): calcium ion binding; phosphatidylserine binding; calcium-dependent phospholipid binding
Source: RefSeq, a predicted model, not a curated record